Messenger RNA from Elaeis guineensis (African oil palm), 868 nucleotides. NCBI's taxonomy places the organism in Eukaryota, Viridiplantae, Streptophyta, Magnoliopsida, Arecales, Arecaceae. The record is from RefSeq and is a predicted model, not a curated record.
UCUCACUGAUUAAUGUUUUCCUAUGCAGUUUUCUCCUACAUCAGAACACAUAUUAUUAGCUUAUGGUCGUCGCCAUAGUUCGCUUCUAAGGAGCAUUGUUGUUGAUGGGGAGACUGCAAUACCUAUAUACACAAUAUUGGAGGUUUAUAGAGUUUCAGAUAUGGAGCUUGUAAAAGUUCUUCCUAGUGCAGAAGAUGAGGUCAAUGUUGCAUGCUUUCAUCCUUCAGUUGGAGGAGGUCUUGUUUAUGGGACUAAGGAAGGCAAGCUCAGGAUUCUUCAGUAUGAUGGCCCACAUGACACAAGUUGCACAGGACCAAAUUUCUUUCUUGAGGAGAAUAUGCUUGAGAUCCAGAAGUAUGCCUUAGAAUGUUGAAAAAUAGAGAUCGCUAUUAAUCCAAGAGUCAUUGCUCAUUUUGCUUGGCUGAUAACCUUUGUACAGAAGUACCUCCAAGAGAUACAGUGUAGUAGUUGUCUUGACUCUUCCUCAACUAACUCAAGGCAGAUCGUGCACCGGGAGUUUGUUCAAGUGGAUGUGGAAUUUGGAACGUGCUUUCCUUGCUGAAUGUUCAUCAUACUUGGUUGGGGACGGCUCAUCGAUGUAGAGUUUCCGGUGUAUAAAAAUUUCUUUAAUUUGUAAUCUCAAACUUCGCAAGCCUUUUUUUUUUUCUGCUCCAAGUCAAAUGCACAACGUGCACACUGGACCCGAGUUGGUUUCCUGUUCAUGUUGAGCAGAUGUCAUGUUGGUUCAUUGUUAUGUAUAUUUUAUCAUAUAGUAAUUUAUUUCCUUCUCUGAUGACUUGAUACACGACGCUUGUCCAAGAUUUUUCUCAAGAAAAAAUGCUAAUUUAUUUAUUAUUAUUUUUUUAAA